This is a messenger RNA of Lodderomyces beijingensis, 1689 nucleotides long. The record is from the annotation of a GenBank genome assembly. NCBI's taxonomy places the organism in Eukaryota, Fungi, Ascomycota, Pichiomycetes, Serinales, Debaryomycetaceae.
AUGUCCGCUGAAAAUCAAGAAGAAUUAUUAGACUACUCUGACUCAGAGGAAAUUGCAGUGCCAACCACCGCUCAAGCCGGCGAAGGCGAAGCUUCCAACGACACCGAGGCUGACAAGAAAGGUUCAUAUGUCGGUAUCCACGCCACUGGUUUCAGAGACUUUUUGUUGAAGCCUGAAUUAUUAAGAGCCAUUGGUGAUUGCGGGUUUGAACAUCCCUCAGAAGGUUCGUACACCAUUUAAUCCAUCUACGUGAAGUGACCAAUGUUCUUGAUGCUGCAAGUUGAUUUCGACAAAUUUUUUUUUUUUUCACUUUUCUAAUUCAAUCUUGAAGACGAUUCAUGUGUGUGUGUGUUCUUUAGAUGGACGAAGUAGCCAUCUUUAAACUUUUCCAAAAUUUGGGGGAAGAAAAAAGGAGAAUGCAAGCCACUGCCAGCCAGCCAGCCAGCCAGCGGAGCCUUCAUUUACUGAAACUUUUUCAGUUUACAACCUGCCAGGUUUUUUUUUCCCCCACCACUACAUGGAAUCGGACUACAGCUCAACGAAUAUUGCGUCCUUCAUAUUUCACGAAAACAAACGAACAAAUGAACUAACAAAUUUUUUUUUUCUCAAGUCCAACAAGUUUGUAUCCCACAAUCCAUAUUGGGUACUGAUGUCUUGUGUCAAGCCAAAUCCGGUUUAGGUAAAACUGCCGUGUUUGUAUUGUCUACAUUGCAACAGUUGGACCCGGUUCCAGGCGAGAUUUCCACGUUGGUCAUUUGCCACACGAGAGAAUUGGCCUACCAAAUCAAAAACGAGUACGCGAGAUUCUCCAAAUACAUGCCCGACGUUAAAACCGAGGUGUUUUACGGUGGUACUCCGGUCAAGAGAGACAUUGAAAAGUUGAAAAACAAGGACACUUGCCCUCACAUUGUGGUUGCCACUCCCGGUAGAUUGCACGCUUUGGUUCAAGACAAGGCCAUCAGAUUGAACAACAUCAAGUCGUUUGUGAUUGACGAGUGUGACAAAGUGUUGGAGUCCAUCGAUAUGAGAAGAGACGUGCAGGAUAUCUUCAGAGCCACGCCACACCAAAAACAAGUCAUGAUGUUUUCAGCCACCUUGUCUCAAGAGAUUCGUCCCGUUUGCAAGAAAUUCAUGCAGAAUCCUUUGGAAAUUUAUGUUGACGAUGAAGCUAAGUUGACUUUGCACGGUUUGCAACAAUACUACAUCAAAUUGGAAGAGAAGGAAAAGAAUAGAAAGUUGUCGGACUUGUUGGACUCUUUAGAAUUCAACCAGGUGAUUAUUUUCGUCAAGUCCACUCAAAGAGCAAAUGAAUUGAACAAGUUGUUGUGCGCUUGCAACUUCCCUUCCAUUGCCGUUCACUCGGGAUUGCCACAAGAGGAAAGAAUCGAGAGAUACAAGUCGUUCAAAGAGUUUAACAAGAGAAUCUGUGUUUCCACUGAUGUUUUCGGUAGAGGUAUCGAUAUCGAGAGAAUCAACUUGGCGAUCAACUAUGACUUGCCAAACGAGGCUGACCAGUACUUGCACAGAGUUGGUAGAGCUGGUAGAUUUGGUACCAAAGGUUUGGGUAUUUCUUUUGUUUCGACAAAGGAAGACGAGGAAGUCUUGGAGAAGAUCCAAAGCAGAUUCGAUGUGAAAAUCACCGAGUUCCCAGAAGAAGGAGUCGACCCAUCCACCUACAUGAACACAUAA